Molecule: messenger RNA, 1848 nt
Organism: Epinephelus fuscoguttatus (brown-marbled grouper)
Lineage: Eukaryota; Metazoa; Chordata; Actinopteri; Perciformes; Serranidae
Gene: gmppaa
Product: GDP-mannose pyrophosphorylase Aa
Exons: 13
Coding region: 99-1382 (427 amino acids)
Biological process (GO): biosynthetic process
Cellular component (GO): cytoplasm
Molecular function (GO): transferase activity
Source: RefSeq, a predicted model, not a curated record
CACAACCAGGAAGUGGAUACGGAAAUACUCACCAAACGGCUACAGGUGUAGUCUUCAGGCAGGACUUGUCUGUCACAAACCAUAUCUUCUCGGUCAACAUGUUGAAGGCUGUUAUUUUAAUUGGAGGCCCUCAGAAAGGCACAAGGUUCAGGCCGCUGUCAUUUGAGGUGCCCAAACCCUUGUUUCCAGUAGCAGGUGUACCCAUGCUACAGCAUCACAUUGAAGCAUGUGCCAAGGUACCGAAUAUGAAGGAGAUUUUGCUCAUCGGCUUUUAUCAGCCAAAUGAAGAACUGACCAGAUUCCUAUUUAAUGCACAGCAGGAGUUCAAAAUUUCCAUCAGGUAUUUGCAGGAGUAUGCAGCCCUGGGCACUGGAGGGGGCAUCUAUCACUUCAGAGAUCAGAUUGUCUCCGGCAGUCCAGAGGCUUUCUUUGUUCUGAAUGCUGAUGUUUGCUCAGCGUUUCCUCUCGCAGAGAUGCUCAGCUUCCAGAAGGAACAUGGAGAACCAAACAGCUUUGUUAUCCUUGGGACAACGGCAAACAGAAAGCAAUCCAUGAAUUACGGCUGUAUUGUUGAAAAUGAGGAAACAAAUGAGGUCUUGCAUUAUGUGGAAAAGCCGAGCACAUUUGUGAGCGACAUCAUAAACUGUGGCAUAUACCUCUUUAACCCCGAAAUCUUCCAGCAUAUCGGCGCUGUCUUCCAGAAGAACCAGCAGGACAUGCUGUUAUAUCCAUAUGAUGGAGAGGAGCCAACCAACGGCUGGCACCGAGCAGAGGCCAUCAGGCUGGAGCAGGACAUUUUCACUGCCCUGGCAGGGCAGGGCAAACUCUACGUGUAUAAAACCCUUAGCUUCUGGAGCCAGAUUAAAUCCGCAGGAUCUGCAAUUUAUGCUAGUCGGUUGUACCUCAACCAGUAUCACACAACUCACCCUGAAAGAUUGGCUUCAAAUAAGGAUGGAGGUCCCAAAAUAAGUGGUAAUGUCUAUAUUCACCCUACAGCCAACAUUGACCCCACUGCUAUGUUGGGUCCUAAUGUCUCCAUUGGCACUGGAGUGACAAUUGGUGCUGGGGUCAGAGUUCGAGAAUCUGUCAUCCUUCAUGGUGCAACUCUACAGGAUCACUGCUGUGUUUUGAACAGCAUUGUGGGAUGGGACAGCACCAUUGGCAAGUGGGCAAGAGUAGAAGGAACGCCGAGUGACCCAAACCCCAAUGAUCCUUUUGCAAAGAUUGACAGCGAGACCCUCUUCAGAGACGGAAAACUCACACCCUCCAUUACUAUUCUUGGUUGUAACGUGACCAUCCCUUCCGAGGUGAUAAUACUCAACUCGAUUGUCCUCCCGCACAAAGACCUCAACCGCAGCUUCAAAAACCAAAUUAUUCUCUAGUUAAUCUUCCUCAAGCUUCUGUCCACUUACUGUCACCGAUGAAGGAUGCUGCUGGACGCACGCCGGCACUGCCUCUGAGUUACUGUAUAUAAGAUGUCAAAAAUGAAGAUAGGGGACAUUCAUUAAAUAGUUUUGAAAGAUAGAUUUUUAUAUAUUUGUCCUCGAGCCUUUAUGCAUCAUUGGGUGUCAGCAACGUUCGAGAGAGGCUAAUCACGCAUGUUGAUUCACCUUGAAAAGUGCUGUCAUGCCAGAGGUUUAUAUUGGUUUUUUAUUAACUUUACCGAACUGUAAAAUUACUGCAGACACUAGUGUAAUAUAUUUGGUUGGAUGUAAUAUGAUGUUAAAAGAAAAAAAAAGUUUAUAGACAACCAUGCUGUUUUCUCAAGGGCACCCUUGAUAAACUUGAGACUUGUUACUUCAGCAUGAGAAGAGGAAUUAAUAGAAAAUAAAAAUCCCUGGCUACUGA